Messenger RNA from Didymodactylos carnosus, 1443 nucleotides. NCBI's taxonomy places the organism in Eukaryota, Metazoa, Rotifera, Eurotatoria, Philodinida, Philodinidae. The record is from the annotation of a GenBank genome assembly.
AUGGAACAAUUAAAUGAAGAUCAACAGAAUGCAUUAUCUCAUUUUCAAGAGUUUACACAUAUUAAUUCAAUUGAAACGUGUCGUCAAUUUUUAGAAAAUCAUUCUUGGGAUGUUGAACGAGCUAUUGAAACAGCACUAAUCAGUGAAACAGAAUCGUUGAUUACCGAAUCUGAAGAACCAUCUCUAGGUUCACAUGAUGAAUUGAUUCCUUCUGCCCCCCCUCUCCCACCCUUUCUUUUGGGAUCUACUGUUCAACGACGGCCUCCACCGCCACCACCGCCAUCACAACAUCAAUCAUCCACAACAUCAGAUAAUGCAUUAAAUCGACGCCACACCCCGAAUGAAUCUAUUAUUGCUCGAUACAUGCCACAUUCAUUGUUACAAAUUUUGCGUACACCAUUACAAUUUUUAUAUGCAACUUUCAUUAAAGUUCAGUCAUUUUUUCCCUGGACAGUUAUUCGUUUAGUGUGUUCUUUUGUUCAAUCAUUGUUUUGGGCAGAAAGAGAUCCAGUACAAGAACUUCAGGAUUAUUACACAUAUUUUGACAACCAGUAUGAUUCGAGGCACCCAGUGUUUUAUCGCGGAAAAUUUUCUCAGGCUCUACAAGAUGCUAAAAAAGAAGUUCGUCUAUUGUUCGUAUAUCUUCACGAAAAAAAUUCACCACUAUGUGACAGGUUUUGCAGAGAGGUGUUGUGUGAGGAUACAAUUCAAACUAUAAUUGGUAAUAAUCUGCUUUGGAGUGCUAGCUCUGAUACACAAGAAGGACGCAUAGCAAGUCGAAUUCUUCAUUGUACUGCACAUCCCUGUUUAUGCAUAAUCGCACAUCAUGGAUCUCAACAAACUGUCCAAUUGAAACUUCAAAGAUAUAAUGGCGCUGAUGAGUGUAUAGCAGCAGUGUUUGAUGGUGUACAGAAUGCUGAACAUGUAUUACAGCAUAACAGAAAUAUGCAAAAUCAAAGGGGUCAGAGAGAUCGUCUGUUAGAAGAACAAAAUGCUGCUUAUCUUGAAUCUGUUAGAGUUGAUCAAGAAAAACAAAAACAAAAACAAUUAGAACAAAGUUUACGUCAAAAAGUUGAAGAAGAAGAACGACGUAUUGAAGAUGAACGACAAAAAAAAUUACAAAAAUUUAUUGAAUUUCGUGAUAAUUUAAAGGCAAAUUUACCCGUUGAACCAUUACCAAGUGAGAGUGAUACAAUUCAAGUAUCUAUACGUUUACCUGAUAAUGAACCAAUUAGAAGACGUUUUCGUCGUAAUGAUCCAGCUAAGCUUUUAUUUGAAGUUGCUUGGACAAAUAAUCAUGUACCAGAGCAUUUUGAAUUACUAUGGGGUUAUCCACGUCAAAGAUAUCAAUAUAAUAAAAUUGGUGAUCGACUAAUUAAAGAUGUCAUACCGGGAAACAGUGAAACAUGUUAUCUUGAACAAAUUGAAGAAUCGGAUAGUUAA